Molecule: messenger RNA, 3490 nt
Organism: Pundamilia nyererei
Lineage: Eukaryota; Metazoa; Chordata; Actinopteri; Cichliformes; Cichlidae
Gene: atp9a
Product: ATPase phospholipid transporting 9A
Exons: 28
Coding region: 122-3262 (1046 amino acids)
Biological process (GO): phospholipid translocation; endocytosis; retrograde vesicle-mediated transport, Golgi to endoplasmic reticulum
Cellular component (GO): endosome; trans-Golgi network; plasma membrane
Molecular function (GO): magnesium ion binding; ATP hydrolysis activity; ATPase-coupled intramembrane lipid carrier activity
Source: RefSeq, a predicted model, not a curated record
UGCUCGGUGUAGCACUGUCCCAGCACUGCUUCCCUGCUGUCACUCAGGGAAGCCUCCGCCCAGCAGCUCCACAGCCAAGCGGACUCCUUCCAGCUUCCACCCGCGACAAGGGGCUGCAGGAAUGACCGACAAUAUCCCUCUACAACCCGUGAGGCGACCGAAAAGACACGACAGUAAACACAGAAAUGGGUGCUGCCCGUGGUCGAGAUGCUGUGGCAUGGGUGACUUCCGUCCCCGCACCGUGUGGCUCGGCCACCCAGAAAAAAGGGAGCAGAGGUACCCCAGGAAUGUCAUUAACAACCAGAAGUACAACUUCUUCACCUUCCUGCCUGGGGUGCUGUUCAAUCAGUUCAAGUACUUCUUCAACUUGUACUUUUUGCUUUUGGCCUGCUCUCAAUUUGUCGAGGAGUUACGCUUAGGUGCUCUCUACACCUACUGGGUCCCUCUGGGUCUUGUUUUGAUCAUUACCAUCAUGCGAGAGGCAAUUGAAGAAAUUAGGUGCUACCUUCGAGACAAAGAAGUGAACUCUCAGAUUUACAGCAAGCUUUCAACAAGAGGCACUGUGAAGGUUAAAAGCAGCAGCAUUCAAGUUGGUGAUCUAAUAAUUGUGGAAAAGAACCAGCGUGUUCCUGCUGACAUGAUCUUUCUAAGGACCUCUGAAAGAAAUGGCUCCUGUUUCCUGCGGACUGACCAGCUUGAUGGAGAGACGGACUGGAAACUACGCCUCCCAGUGGCCUGCACGCAGAGACUACCAACUGCUGGCGACCUUCUCCAAAUCAGAUCAUACGUGUAUGCAGAAGAGCCAAACAUUGAUAUCCACAACUUUAUCGGAACCUUUACCAGGGAAGAUGGAGACCCACCAGUUAAUGAAAGCCUCAGCAUUGAAAACACCCUGUGGGCGAGCACUGUUAUUGCCUCUGGCACAGUGGUGGGGGUCGUGAUUUACACAGGCAAGGAGCUGCGCAGUGUCAUGAACACCUCCAACCCUAGGCACAAGGUUGGUUUGUUUGACCUAGAGGUGAACUGUUUGACUAAAAUCCUGUUUGGAGCCCUGGUUGUGGUGUCACUGGUCAUGGUGGCCCUCCAGCACUUCGCCGGCCGUUGGUACCUGCAAAUCUUUCGCUUCCUGCUGCUCUUCUCCCACAUUGUGCCCAUUAGUUUGCGUGUAAAUCUGGAUAUGGGAAAGAUGGUUUUCAGUUGGAUGAUUAAGAAAGACUCAAAGAUCCCUGGGACAGUGGUGAGGGCAAGCACCAUACCUGAACAGCUCGGACGGAUCUCCUACCUGCUGACUGACAAAACGGGAACUCUUACCCAAAAUGAAAUGGUGUUCAGACGGCUCCAUCUUGGAACUGUGGCAUAUGGGAUGGACUCAAUGGAUGAAGUACAGAGCCAUGUGUUCAGUGCCUACACGCAGCCCACCCAUGACCUUCCAGCCUCCAGGGCUCCAGCAGCCACUAAGGUUCGAAAAACCAUCAGCAGUAGAGUUCACGAGGCUGUGAAGGCCAUCGCCCUGGUGCACAACGUAACACCCGUGUACGAGUCCAACGGCGUGACGGACCAGGCCGAGGCCGAGCAGCACUACGAAGACACUUGCAGAGUCUACCAGGCAUCCAGCCCAGAUGAGGUGUCGCUGGUGCAGUGGACUGAGAGCGUCGGCCUUACACUUGUAGGAAGAGACCAGUCAUCCAUGCAGCUGCGGACCCCUACUGGCCAAAUACUGAACUUCACAAUCCUUCAGAUAUUUCCCUUCACUUAUGAGAGCAAAAGGAUGGGGAUUAUAGUCAGAGAUGAAUCAACAGGAGAGAUCACUUUCUACAUGAAAGGUGCCGAUGUGGUGAUGUCAGGCAUCGUCCAGUAUAACGACUGGCUGGAGGAGGAGUGUGGGAACAUGGCGAGGGAAGGUCUGAGAGUCCUCGUGGUUUCCAAAAAGUCGCUGACAGAGGAGCAGUAUCAGGAUUUUGAGGCACGGUACGUGCAGGCCAAGCUCAGCGUCCAUGACCGCUCUCUGAAGGUGGCCACAGUGAUUGAGAGUCUUGAGAUGGAGAUGGAGUUGUUGUGUCUGACUGGGGUGGAGGAUCAGCUCCAGACUGAUGUCAGGCCCACUCUGGAGAUCCUCCGCAAUGCAGGCAUCAAGGUUUGGAUGCUGACCGGAGACAAGCUUGAAACGGCCACGUGCACUGCUAAGAACGCCCAUCUGAUCACCCGCAACCAGGACAUUCAUAUCUUCAGACCAGUGACAACACGAGGGGAAGCCCACCUGGAGCUCAACGCUUUCAGGAGAAAGCAUGACUGCGCUCUGGUGAUAUCGGGGGACUCGCUUGAGGUUUGUCUGAAGUAUUAUGAAUAUGAGUUCAUGGAGCUUGCGUGCCAGUGUCCCGCUGUGGUUUGCUGCCGAUGCACCCCCACUCAGAAGGCUCAGAUAGUCCGACUGUUGCAAGAGCGCACAGGCAAACUCACCUGUGCAGUAGGGGAUGGAGGAAACGAUGUCAGCAUGAUCCAGGAAGCGGACUGUGGCGUGGGAGUGGAGGGGAAAGAAGGAAAGCAGGCCUCUUUGGCUGCCGACUUCUCGGUGACUCAGUUUAAACAUUUAGGCCGUCUCCUCAUGGUCCAUGGGCGGAACAGCUACAAAAGGUCUGCGGCCCUCAGCCAGUUUGUCAUCCACAGGAGCCUGUGCAUCAGCACCAUGCAGGCAGUUUUCUCCUCUGUUUUCUACUUUGCUUCAGUCCCACUCUACCAAGGAUUCCUGAUUAUUGGCUAUUCCACUAUCUACACCAUGUUCCCUGUCUUCUCCCUGGUGUUGGACAAAGAUGUUAAGUCAGAGGUUGCCAUGCUAUACCCAGAGUUGUAUAAGGAUCUUUUGAAGGGUCGACCACUAUCUUUCAAGACGUUCCUAUUAUGGGUUUUAAUAAGUAUAUAUCAAGGGAGCAUCAUCAUGUAUGGAGCAAUGCUGCUCUUCGAGUCCGAAUUUGUCCAUAUCGUUGCUAUUUCGUUCACCUCUCUUAUCCUGACUGAGCUACUGAUGGUGGCUCUGACCAUUCAGACAUGGCACUGGCUCAUGAUAGUUGCCGAGCUCCUGAGCCUGGCUUCUUAUAUCGCCUCGCUCGUCUUCCUGCACGAGUUCAUCGAUAUUUAUUUCAUCACCACCGUAUCGUUCCUGUGGAAAGUGACUGUCAUCACGCUGGUGAGCUGUCUGCCCCUGUACAUCCUCAAGUACCUGCGCAGACGCUUCUCUCCACCCAAUUACUCCAAGCUGACCUCUUAAACCAAGGUCUCCUCCGAGAGGUCUCAGGAUUUGUUUUUUGCGGGAAAACACAAAGAUUUUCCUCUCUUUGAACUGCAAACCUGCACCUUGACCAGAGAAUCAAAUACAGAUAAACGCCCUUUAAUUUUCUCUGAAAAACUCUUGUUAGAAAUGUCAAAUGUAGACUGAAUCGACAGGGACAGAUUGUUUACUGGUUGGGAGAGUUUGUGUCAGUUUAAAAAAAAAAAA